CCUGCCGUCCGAGCUCGCGCUGGGCACUCGGGUUUCUCGGGUCCAGGGAGGGACAUCCACUCCGGCCCGAGAGCACAGGAGACCCCUCGCGCGCUGGGGCCGGGCGCGCCAACCCCGCGUCCUAGCCUCAGGGCUCGGCGCCUGCGCCUGUCAGUCAGCGUCGUCGGCCCGACCCUCCCGGAGCUCGACCAAUCGUAGCCGGGGGUCGGGGGUGAGGAGUCGUAGCGGGGCCAGGAAGCAGGGGGCGGACUGCCUGGCGCCGCGGCGACGGACAGGGGCGUCCGGGUGUCCUGCCGCGGGGCAGCGCGCGGCGGCCUCCGCCUCUGGAGCAUGAAUGGUAUAAAAACGAAAAAACAUCAACAUGUGCUUCGGAUGUGGCGAGGAAAGAAUAAGGCUGCUGUCACGAGUCCUGGAGUUCAGGCCUUUACACUGCAGGAAAGUGAGGUGAAACUCUGAUUUCUUAGUUCUAAUAAGUAUCUCUUCUUGGGAACUGGAAAUUGCCAAAAAAAGCUGCUGGUGUUCACGCAGGAUGUAGACCACGCCUACCACGGUGCAGCUGGCUUCCUGUGGAGUGUCAUCUUUGGUCUUCUCCCUCUCUGGCCAUCUGGGAAACCUCUGAUUCUUACGGCCAACUCCUUGAGAAAGGUUUCUGCAGAGCAUCACUUGGGCCCUGGUGACAGAGAUAAGAAAAAUGUGCUUCUUCACUCAACCCCAGCCUCUCCUCUAUACAAAGAACUUCUAAGGACGCUAGGAGAAAAGAAGCACGUUAAACUGAAAGCUCACCUGCAGCUCAGAGAAACAAAGGCAUGGAGUUCUGAGGAGUGGAGGUAGCAUGGUGUCGGCCAUGGGUGUCAAGACACAGCCAGACAAUGUGGAUCAAUUUCUUCAGACUGCGGCUUUUCUGCUGUCUGCUGGCAGUGUUGAUGGUGCUGGUGCUGGUCAUCAACGUCACUCAGGUAGAGUACUUGGAUCAUGAGACUGUUUCGGCCAUGUUCAUCGACAGUAGUGGGCAGUUUGUUUCCUCCCAGGUGUCAGGAAUUAGCCGGAAUCCUUACUGUGGCUAUGAGCACCAGACUCUGUCCAGCCGGGAGCGCGUGGAAGAGGACUCCUUGCUGGCCGCCUUACAGUGGCAGGUGCCUGACAUGGGCCCAGUCCCAUUUUUGAAGAGCACUGACCCUUCUUCCAGCUACUUUGUCAUCUUGAACUCUGCAGCCUUCUUCAAGGUGGGAAGCCAGCUAGAGGUGCUGGUUCAUGUACAGGAUUUUCAAAGAAGGCCCAAGAAGUAUGGUGGAGACUACCUGCAGGCCAGAAUCCACUCUCCUAAGCUGCAAGCAGGGGCUGUGGGCAGAGUGGUAGACUACCAGAAUGGGUCUUACAAGGUCUUUUUCACAUUGCUCUGGCCAGGCAAAGUUAAAGUGUCCGUAUCUCUGGUCCACCCCAGUGAAGGGAUCAGAGUUCUUCAGCACCUGCAGGAAGAGAAGCCAGACAGGGUCUAUUUCAAGAGUCUCUUCCGUUCAGGAAGAAUUUCUGAAACUACUGAAUGCAACGUGUGUCUUCCUGGGAGCCUGCCCCUGUGUAACUUCACAGAUCUCUACACUGGAGAACCCUGGUUCUGCUUCAAGCCGAAGAAGCUGCCUUGCAGCAGCAGGAUUAACCAUUUCAAAGGCGGGUACCUGAAGGGCCUUGUCACCGCUGCCGAGAAUGCCUUCUUCCAGAGUGGUGUCAAUAUCAAAGUGCCGAUCAACUCCAGUGGACCUGACUGGGUGACCGUGAUUCCCAGGAGGACGAAAGAAACUAACAACCUCGAACUAUCUCAAGGCUCAGGAACUUUUCCUUCUGGGUAUUAUUACAAAGAUCAGUGGAUGCCCAGAAAGUUUAAGAUGCGCCAGUUUAAUGACCCUGACAACAUUACAGAAUGCUUACAGAGAAAAGUGGUGUAUUUAUUUGGUGACUCGACAAUCAGGCAGUGGUUUGAAUACCUUACUACGUUUGUUCCAGAUUUGGUGGAGUUUAACUUGGGUAGUCCCAAGAACGUGGGGCCCUUCCUUGCAGUGGACCAGAAGCACAGCAUCCUGCUCAGAUACCGCUGCCACGGUCCCCCCAUCCGCUUCACUACCGUCUUUAGCAAUGAGCUCCGUUAUGUGGCAAAUGAGCUGAAUGGCAUCGUGGGAGGGAAGAACACGGUGGUGGCCAUAGCUGUAUGGUCUCAUUUCAGCACCUUCCCCUUGGAAGUGUAUAUCCGGCGGCUCAGGAACAUCCGUCGAGCAGUGGUCCAGCUCCUGGAUCGAAGCCCUAAGACUGUGGUAGUCAUCCGGACAGCCAACGCCCAAGAGCUGGGGCCUGAGGUGAGCCUUUUCAACAGCGACUGGUACAACUUUCAGCUGGAUACCAUCCUUCGGAAGAUGUUCUCAGGGGUUGGAGUAUAUCUUGUUGAUGCCUGGGAGAUGACGCUGGCCCAUUAUCUACCCCACAAGCUACAUCCAGAUGAAGUUAUUGUGAAGAACCAACUGGACAUGUUCUUGUCCUUUGUGUGCCCCUUGGAGACCUAGCCUGCCUGAGGAGACUGGUGGAAUCACAUUCAGUGACCUCUACCACCUGCAUUACAGAAAGUUUAUGAGUGGCCCCAUGGAGAGAUGGCUGCCAUUGAUAUGUACAAAAUUUCAAAAUGAGGUGGACUUUAAUUACUUGUAAGGAGCUUAGAAAAUGCAGAUUACGUUUAUAUCUACCUAUAGGAUUUUUUCCAAUCUUGACUCAGCCAUAGGAGAACUAUUAUUAACAGCAUCUGCACUGUAAUGCCCUUGUACCAAAGAUGCUAGGGAGUGUGUUCGAACUAGCUUCUCCUGGAGGGGAAAUCACCGGGCUAAAAAGUGCGAGAAAUGUUCUGACCCAACUGGAAGGGACAUGUUUGACUGGCAGUGGAGAGUUGGUAGGUUAUCUGGUAGAGGAAAUUGUGCACAUCUGCAUGAGUAGCACAGUCGGUCCACCUUCUCGGGGUGAACUAACGAGGCUCAUAGUCAGUGGCUCCUGUACCACACUGAAGACUCUGGGUCUCGGGAGUUUCUCUUGAUGACCCGCUUUUUCUGAAUUACUUGAAAAGGCCAGUGUCCUUGGUCAGAAUUUUAUAGUGAGAAUAUUUACACAGUUCUGUGUUUGUCUGGAAAAGAAGCAAAAGGGAAAUGUGAAAGAAGUACAUGUAAAAUCUGUGCAUUGAAUUGACAUUUGCAUCGGGUGAUUAUUAUUUAUUUGAUUCAGCUAAACUUUACGUGAUGAAUCCUUAUUCUAAAAUAACCACUUUUGGAACUGGAAGGGGGAAAUCAAUAAAGGGAAAUCUAUUUUUGUGUUCUGAAGUUUGAGGGUUUUAAGACUUGACUUUUAUGUAAAGAAUGCUAUUGUUUGUUAUAAAGUUGUGGA
Molecule: messenger RNA, 3411 nt
Organism: Equus quagga
Lineage: Eukaryota; Metazoa; Chordata; Mammalia; Perissodactyla; Equidae
Gene: NXPE3
Product: neurexophilin and PC-esterase domain family member 3
Exons: 8
Coding region: 870-2549 (559 amino acids)
Source: RefSeq, a predicted model, not a curated record